Arabidopsis arenosa is the source of this 825-nucleotide messenger RNA. NCBI's taxonomy places the organism in Eukaryota, Viridiplantae, Streptophyta, Magnoliopsida, Brassicales, Brassicaceae. The record is from the annotation of a GenBank genome assembly.
CCUAGUUUCUUACACAAUUUUCUUCUCAAAAGUACACCCAAAACUAUGAACCUUAAUCUUCCUCCAAUCAAUAAUCCAUCAUCAUCGAUAACAACAACAACAUCAUCGUCAACACCAUACGGAUUAACGAAGGAAGAGUUCUCAACACUAGACUCCAUCAUCCGAACACACCACACGUUCCCAAGAUCGCCAAACACGUGCACAUCUCUCAUUGCACACCGCGUAGACGCACCGGCACAUUCCAUAUGGCGAUUCGUCCGAGACUUCGCGAAUCCGAACAAAUACAAACACUUCAUCAAGAGUUGCACCAUCAGAGGUAACGGUAACGGCGUCAAAGAGAUUAAAGUUGGGACCAUAAGGGAAGUUAGCGUGGUCUCUGGUCUUCCAGCGUCAACAAGCGUUGAGAUACUCGAAGCUCUUGACGAAGAGAAACGGAUCUUGAGUUUUCGUGUUCUUGGAGGAGAACACCGGUUAAAUAAUUACCGGUCGGUUACAUCGGUUAACGAGUUCGUCGUCUUGGAAAAAGAUAAGAAGAAAGUGUAUAGUGUGGUUUUGGAGUCUUACAUUGUUGAUAUACCAAAAGGUAACACGGAAGAAGAUACGAGGAUGUUUGUGGAUACUGUCGUUAAAUCAAAUCUACAGAAUCUCGCCGUCGUUUCCACGGCUUCUCCGACCUGAAAGUUUUUGGGUUGAAAAUGUCUCGUGUGUGUAUAUAUAUAUAUAUGUUGAUAUAUGUUGAUAAUGGACCAUAAAUGGGCCGAUUAUUUGUUCAGUGGAUGUGCAUGUGUGGAAUGUGAGGUGUGUAUAUAAAACUUAUGGGCUGUA